Eurypyga helias (sunbittern) is the source of this 875-nucleotide messenger RNA. It is a transcript of the gene NSMCE4A, whose product is annotated as non-SMC element 4 homolog A (S. cerevisiae). The annotation marks the transcript as partial. Gene Ontology annotation, cellular component: nucleus; Smc5-Smc6 complex. The record is from RefSeq and is a predicted model, not a curated record. Gene Ontology annotation, biological process: DNA repair. The transcript has 9 exons. Lineage: Eukaryota; Metazoa; Chordata; Aves; Eurypygiformes; Eurypygidae.
AAAAUCGUGAGGAUAUGCUGAGUUCGAAGAGCAACAGGCUGACAGAAGCUUUGGAAGAGGCCAAUAAACUGUUUAGUGGAGUUCACUGUUCACGAGAGGCUGCGCUGGAUGCCCAAUUUCUUGUCCUAGCAUCAAAUCUAGUAAAGGAGAAGGCCAAUGAGUUGCACUCUGAGAUGACAGCAUUUGAUUCCCUGCAGUUUGCAGAAGACUUGCUAACAUUCAUGGGUAUAAAUCGCAUAGAAGUAGAAGAAAAUGACAGUGAUUCUGAGGGCAGUUCAGGUGGCUAUUUACCUAGUAAUGCCUGGCAUAAACUGGGAGAAGAAACAGAAAAGUACUUCAGAAGAGCACCUUCUUUUCACUAUAUGUUGGGAUCUUUCAGGUCUGAUCCUCCUGUACCAAGGCAACGGAUUGAGAGGCAGAAAAAGGUUCCAGGAGGAGAAGAGAAACGGGCAAUGCCUGCUCAGUUAAAAAAAAUGGAGGAGUCUCAUCAGGAAGCUACAGAAAAAGAAGUAGAGAGGAUUUUGGGAUUAUUGCAAACUCAUUUUUUAAAUGAUCCUGGUACACCUAUUUCCUUCUUUGAUCUUGUGAUUGAUCCAAACUCUUUUGCACGCACUGUGGAAAACAUCUUUCAUGUGUCCUUCAUUAUAAGGGAUGGUUUUGCAAGAUUAAAGCUGGAUGACGAUAAAUUACCAAUAAUAGAGCCUCUAAAAGACAACAAGGUGAAGAAAGGUGACCGUAGUGCUGGAGCACGGAACCAGGUUGUCAUCUCUCUGAACUAUCAUGAAUGGAAGGAGAUCGUAGAAACAUAUGAAAUAACAGAACCCAUGAUUACCCCUCCUUGCCAUAAAAAUGGAGAUGAAAUGGAGAUAACUUAA